AAACCAGAGACUCCUCGGUUUGUUCCUACGUUCCGGUGCGAUCGUUAUUCGUGCUGAAUAUCUACGUGUUUUUGAGAAAAAACAUGGAUCUUCUGUUGAUGGUUCUGUGCAUUUUAGAUGUGUGCCUUUUCCUCUGUUGUAUCGCCUGCUUCUGUAGCGAAGAACCUACGAAGACCGAAUACAUAAAAUCCUACGUCGUGGCUGAUGAAGGCAUUGGCUCUGAUGAUAGGGGAGAGCUUGACGUUCUCAUUGUUGGAGAAGAAGCUGAAAGCAAGAGUGGAAACAAAACUGGAAAUCAGAGCAAAGCUGGCGUUUCAAGGGACGCGCGAUUCGACGAAGAAUCAGACAAGGAAACUGGCAAAGAAAAUGGAGAUGGAUCGGAGGCAGCCGGGGAAGAAAGUAUUAUAGAAUCAGGCGAGGAUUUUCACAAAGUAACUGGGGCGGCAAAGUACACGUACAUACGCGCUGUAGUAGAAAGUAACAAGGGCAUCGAUUUUCAAAUAGACUAAACUACCGCGGAUGAACGUUUAGACGAAGAUUCUGAAUCUGAAAGUAAUGAUUCUUAAUGUGAAAGUGAUGAAGGUUCUGAAUCUGAAAGCGUCAAAGAUUCCAAUUUUGAAAGGGACGAAGAUUCCGAUUCUGAAAAUGACGAAGAUAUGAAUCUGAAAGUGACGAAAAGUUCGAUUAUGGAAAAAGGUGAAGAUUCUGAUUAUGUUCUUACAAGGAUUUCACUUGAUUGCCAAGAUUUUAUUUUCUUUGUUGUUUUUUGUAAGGUUCUCCGAUUUUAUUGCAGCAACGCUCUCCUAUUUCAUUUUAGUGACAAAUCCAAAUGUAAAGGUGUGAAGUAGUGUUUGAUGAUAAGGAGCUCAUAUCUAUGGAUGGCUGAAAGGUCAUAUCUGAUAGUAAGGAAUUUGAUGAGCAGAAAGAUGUACUUAUAGUAUAAUCAUAAUAUGGUAAAUGUUUUUUCCCCCUAAAUUGUACAGCAAUCUACUUAAGGCAGUUAUCAAAGGAAAUGUGGUUGUAUCAUGUCAUUGAUUUGUUGAUCAUAUAUUUUUGAAUUGCUCUUUAUGAUUAAGGUCUUAUUUCAUUUGUUCCUUAUCAUGUAGGUCUUUUCGAUUUGUUCUUUAUCAUUAUGUGACGUGAUUAUGCAUCGGAAGCAUAAUCCAAAUUUGUAAUAAAUUU
This is a messenger RNA of Penaeus vannamei (Pacific white shrimp), 1182 nucleotides long. NCBI's taxonomy places the organism in Eukaryota, Metazoa, Arthropoda, Malacostraca, Decapoda, Penaeidae. The record is from RefSeq and is a predicted model, not a curated record.